Glycine soja is the source of this 1575-nucleotide messenger RNA. Its product is annotated as putative hydrolase C777.06c. Bases 111 to 929 code for a protein of 272 amino acids. The record is from RefSeq and is a predicted model, not a curated record. The transcript is spliced from 6 exons. Lineage: Eukaryota; Viridiplantae; Streptophyta; Magnoliopsida; Fabales; Fabaceae.
UUUAGACUUGCUAUAUUUGAAUUGAAAGGUUGUGUAUUCAAAGUGAGUCCUCUUGAAGUCUUCCUUCCCUCCUACCUUACUCACUUAACUGCUUGUAUUGUGUUGUGACCAUGGAAUCGGCAUUGAUAUUUCUGGGAACGGGAAGUUCGGGGUCGGUUCCUUGCAUGAGGUGUCUCAUUGACCCUUCAGAUCCUCCAUGUCCUGUAUGUGCUUACUCUCUCUCCUUCCCACCUCACCUCAAUCCUAACUACAGGUGCAAUAGCUCUCUGUUAAUCGAUUAUUACUGUCGAAGCGAUGCCACUCACAAAUAUAUACUGAUUGAUGCUGGUAAGACCUUCAGGGAGACUGCACUUAGGUGGUUUGUUUUCCAUCACAUUCCCAGAGUAGAUUCUUUGCAGAUUGUUUUGACUCAUGAACAUGCUGAUGCUGUCCUUGGAUUGGAUGAUGUGCUUGCUGUGCAGCCGUUUAGUCCCACAAAUGAUAUUGAUCCCAUCCCCGUUUACUUAACUCAGCAUUCAAUGGAUAGCGUCGAAAAGAGGUUCCCUUAUUUGGUUCAGAAAAAACACAAAGAAGGUCAAGAAAUGAGAAGGGUGGCUCUGCUUUGCUGGAACAUAAUUGCUGAUGAUUGUAAUCGGCCAUUUUUUGCAUCAGGCUUAAAAUUGAUUCCUUUGCCAGUAAUGCAUGGAGAGGAUUAUAUCUGUUUGGGAUUUCUUUUUGGUGAGAAAAAUAGGGUGGCUUAUAUAUCAGAUGUUUCACGGAUUCCAGCUAGUACAGAGUGUGUCAUUUCGAAAAGUGGGGCUGGACAGGCAGGACAGUUGGAUCUUCUUAUAUUGGAUGCGUUGGAAAAGGUCAGUACUUCAAUUUUCAUUAGUUGUCAGAGGGUGUGUGGUUUUUGGGGUGUAAAUAUUGUCUUACAUGUGAAUGUGUGAAUUCUGCCACUGAAUUGCAAAGGACAAGAUUAGAAGAAUGCACUUGCCACUUGCACUCACGUGUAGAAAUAUCUCGGAAAGUUUUUAGAAAAGACUUCACUAUGUUGCACUAUUUCUUUCAUUCUUUUCCUUCCAAUUUCUCUGUUCCUCUCCAUUGAUUUUCAAUUAUAAGACAAACAAAACAUCUUGUUCACAAGUAAGAUAACUAUUUUAGAAUUUGUGCUUAAAGUCUAAUUCUACUCUACAAAAUCGAUUUGUAAGGUGAGAUAUAUCUAAGCCUUAUAAGAAAGGAUUAUAUUAUAUUUCUAAUUGAUAUAAGAUCUCAACAUACCUCUACCUCUUCUCAAUCAGGACUAGUCAUCUAGAGUGAGAAUAAAUGUGAGUGGCCCAACAAUAAUACCCGCUCACACCUAGGAAUAGACGUUUAGAACAAAGACAAAUAUGAAUAUUCUAAUAAUAGAUUUAUAAUUGAUUCUAAUACCAUCUUAAAAUUUAGUCUUAGAAUCUAACUAAACCCUAUAUAAGAACUACAUUAGUGAUAUCUUGGAUGUGAGGUCUCAACAAACUUGAUCAUAGAAGGCCAAUAAACGAUUAUUAAACACAUAUCUCUACACAUAUCUCUACUCCUAUUUCCCUCCAUUGCUAA